CAGAGGCUGAGCUCUUUCAAUCUGCAGUGCCAAACCACUUGAAAAAGCAACAACACGAAACUCUGGAGAGCACUUUAAAAACAGCCAAAAAAAUGGAUUAUGAAAAUCAAACGUGACUUUUGCCCUGAAACCGAAAUGCAAAGAAUCCGGUAACUCGGUUUGUACAGCACACAAAGGUGGUCCAACACACUUACAGACAGCACAGUUGGCAAAAAUCAACUAAAGCCUAGUGUUUUGCACAUCACUUAACUGCAGCAACCCAGCCCCCAGUGCUCCCUUCACUCCUACAUUUCCGUUUCUCGUUUGAAGCGCAUAACAAGCGGAGUUUUUUUGUGUUGGCUAAAAUACGGCAACAGCAACACUUUAAACAGCCUCUCGAAGUGUAAGUCUUGGCCAUCUCAAAAACUUUACAUCAACAACAAAGCGGAAAACACAAGAACAGCAAAAGUACAGCACUACAGAGCACACAAAACUCUAGCAAAAACGGAAAACUCGCAAGCAAGCAGGCCGUGCAUAGAAAGGCGACAAAAAUGUGCGUCAGCAGGCAGCCGUGGAUGCUGCUUGUCGUCUGUGCUUUGCUAUGCCCCGCGCUGCUCUUUUCGGGCACACACUCGACGCCCAUUGCAGCAAGACGUGGCCGCGAGCCGACGCCCUGCGCCCACGACACCAUCGCCGAACUCAUCAGAAAGAGUCCGGUUAUACUAAAGGCUCUGGGUGCACACAUUUUCUCGGACGACGCCCACACCGUUGAAUUACUGGAUGGCACAGUCAGAGGAGACGCUGUCAGUGACGCACUGAAAUGGCAGAAUGCGCAAAAUAAUUUCUUCGCAUCAGCAACACUUCACACAGCCGCUGGACCUAAGGCAGUCACCGACUCAGCACAACAACGGCAGCUGCAGCAAAGGCAAAAGUCGUUGACAACUCCAGAAUGGCGGCGCAGUCACACCGUCACAGCUGCUUCGGGGGCGAGAGUAGCGACAACGAAAGCGGUAAACUCGGCCCGAGCGCUGGACCAGUCCAUUUUAAUAACAUUAACACCGGAAACGAUAUACAAAGGCGCGUCACUCUUGAAAAUGACACCCGGAGUGGAAAAUUCUGCACGCGAAGGUAGCGGUGGAGCAGGCAGCAAUGGACGAGGCGAAGGCGGCGGCAUAGGAUGCAAUGGCAACUAUGGCACUGGAUGCGGCGGCAGUGCAACGGCCGAGUCUGCAUGUCAGUACGAAGGCCAGCUGAAUGCAACACUGCAACCUUUGUCAUGCUUCGAUGAAAACCUUUUGAAAAUCCUACCAACGGAAUUAAUUAUUUUUGGCAAAUUGAUAACUGUGCAACAACAACCAGAACAACAACAGCAGCUACCAGGUGAAUUGCACGCAACACAACAAAUGGACUUUUUAUCAAUUAGCAUAAAUGGUUUGCACCGCUGGAGUCCACAAUUUGAAAAUCACAUCUGGAAACAUUUGGGUUGGGACGAUUGGAGUGAUUUUACGCUCUGCAGCGUUACAUGCGGCAAAGGUGUGCAACAACGCUUCCGACGCUGCCUGCUCGAUAAUCCAAUGGUGAAUUUCAACAUGCAGCUCAACUUGAAUGCGGUCGCUGAUGAUGAAGAUGACGAAGAUGUGGUUGAUGACGAUACGUUGAGCAGUGCAGGCUUUGAUGAUACCCAACCCCUGGCUAAUGCAUUAGCACACACCGAUAGAAUGGACUUUGUUGCUACGCCAAUGAAUGGCAAAAACGAGUAUCAGCAACAGCAAAAGACCGAAAUUGACAAAGAGAACAGCAGCAACAACUCACAACAGCUUAACAGAAAUGCGGCUACGACGGACAAUUCCGCAAUUGUCGAACCCAUUUCAGGCACCACUGCUACCGUAGCCGAGUCAGUAGCAUCCAACGAGUACAUUGACUACAAGAUUAAUACGCCACAUAAAUCCAAUUUGAGGAAAACACUAGCAACGCGCACAGUUACGACGGCAGCGGCAAUUGUUGGCAAAAAAGUGGAAACCAAUAAAGCAGAUGACCGAGUUGAUGAUUCCAAAAGUGAAAAUAGCAAUGACAACAACGAACUGAUGCGCACAUUCGAAGGUAAUCUCAGAGUAAAUGAGGACACUUUCUUUGGCAGUGGCAAUGUGAAAUUCGGCAAAGCGACCACCAAGGACAAAGAAGAUCAUCAUGCACAGUCAGGGGAGACAACGCGACGUCAGCACAAGCGCCGAAAACCAACGAAAAACUAUUCAACCUUGUUCUGCGAAGGCUACAACAUUGAGCAGCGCAAUUGCAACACAUUCGAGUGCAGUGAUGACAUAAGUGACUUAUUAAAAUUUUACAAAAAGUUCUCCACGCCAGAGGAUGUUGCAAGCCCCGCUACAGUAGCUAUGCAAUCGUCACCGGUAAUGCCGCUUGCAGUUGAUAGCCACACAACAGCAACUGUUACGGUGGAAACGGUCAUGCUAGGCACAGCCGUGACAGCAUCAUCGGCAGGAGCACUAAUGACAGCUGACUUGGCUGGCAAUGCGGCAACAACUGGCGCCACAUCAGCUGUUGGCAACAGCACCGGCUCUGGGUCAGGCGCUACUAUCAGUGACAGUGCCAGAGCCAGAGCUUUAUUUGAUGCAGAUGCAGCAUCUGAUGUUGGCAGCUUUCUCAGUGUCAGUACGGCGAAUGCAAAUGCUGCUGCCAGCUCAGCGGCUGUUGUCAACACACCACCGUCAACGACACCAGCUAACAUGGGCUACAUUCGCAGUUGGCGGAAUCCGCUGAAUUUCACGAUAAUGCUGACGUUGCGAGUUCGAAAUGACAGCAAAACCGCAACGACGAUUUUCUCGAUACGCAACGCCACACACAAUUUGUAUCUGGAAUCAUGCAAGGACGGCUUGCGAUUGUAUCUGGAACGAGACAACACCACAGAAAUGCUGCCAUUGAAAUUUAAUUUAUACGAUUACCGUUGGCAUCAAGUGGCCAUCAGCAUACAAAAUGGAGAUUUCAUUUCCAUUUACGUCGAUUGUUCCUGGACAAAUAGUUUUGUCGUGUCGAAGCGGCUGUACACGCUGCCACUAAAUGCUGAUGUGGAAAUUGGACGUGGUUUUAAAGGUGAGCUGCAACAACUGCUGGUACUGCCCGACAACCAGGAACGACAGCAAUGCUCCAGCAAGCGGACAUCCAUAAACGAGGUGAAACGGUACAUUAUCGACACCUUCAUCGAUGAUUACGGUAAUUAAUUAGCGACAAACAGAUAAUUGAACUGCAAUCAAAAAACCAGACACAGCAACAAAAAAAUAAAAAAAAUUAAAUAACACUAACACUAACACAUUCAUAUACGAAUAUACAAUUAUUUAUGUAAUUAAAUAAUAAAGCAAGA
This is a messenger RNA of Anastrepha ludens (Mexican fruit fly), 3352 nucleotides long. RefSeq lists its product as uncharacterized. Bases 531 to 3212 code for a protein of 893 amino acids. The transcript is spliced from 7 exons. NCBI's taxonomy places the organism in Eukaryota, Metazoa, Arthropoda, Insecta, Diptera, Tephritidae. The record is from RefSeq and is a predicted model, not a curated record.